AAAGUUGGAAACUCAAGACUUCAUCUAUUUGAGAUUUGAGACUUAAACCCUAACUAAAAAAGGUCUUAAACCCUAAUAAGUUUUGUAAAAUUGUGAUUCUAAUUUCCAACUCUAUAUUAAUUAUUAGCUCAAGUGAAUGGUUUGAUCGAAUUCAACACAUCUCACAAACAAUCCGCUCAAACCCAUUGCCAUUUGCCAAGACCGUUACAUUCAUGAAUAUCACAUAUGUUAGCUUAACUUAAAUGAAGAUUAUGCUAGGUUCGUUGGAAUAGUAUGAAGAUUAAAAGAGACAUCAAUAUUUCAUUAUUGUUGCAAAAAAUGAGAAGUGGGUUUCAAAUGUUGGCACAUAUUGAUUGGGUUUCAGCUUAUGGGUCUCAUUUAUCAGCUGCUACUGUUUUGGGUGUGGUUGGCUUGCUGCUGGCCGUUAGAGAUGGUAGAAUGGGUAAAUUCAAUAAUUUGCUAUUGCUUUCUGCUAGAAAUAACGGUUCUGAGAAGCUAUUUUUUGUACCCGGCUUACGGAAUUUGGGCAACAAUUGUUUCCUUAAUGUAGUUUUGCAGUCGCUUGCUAGUUGUUCGAGUUUUAGGUGUUUUUUGGAAGAUGUUAAGAGUUUGCAGACAUCUUAUAGGGUAGAGCAGGAUGAAGAUUUUCCCCUUUUGGUAUCUUUGGCUGAUUUACUAGAAGAAUUAAGCUUGCUUCAGGAUAAAAGUAGAGCAUUAAACCCACUAAAAGUAAUGACUGCCAUGCAGCAAUAUAUCCCACAAUUUCAAUUGUCAAAUGAACAGGAUGCAGCAGAAGGAUUUCUUCAUCUUCUCUCUUGUUUAAGAGAUGAAUUAUCAGAGUCUUAUGUGCCAAACUAUGGUUCCUUAUCAGAAUUAUCUGCUCCUACUAGUCGAAUACUUUCUCGAGAGAAGAUGGAGGAUCUAAAGGAGCCAAAAAGAUGGCGGCAACAAUAUCUUGGCCCUUUUGAUGGGAUACUUGGCAGUUUCCUUACCUGCCAAAGCUGUUCUUCCGAGAUUAUAAUGGAUUUUAGUUUCUUCCACACAUUGCCUCUUUCUCUAAUUUCCUGCUCUGGUGCUUACAUACUGGAUAGAUCUACACUUGAGGAUUACAUUCAGAGGUUCUUGGCUCCAGAAUAUGUUGAAAACUAUUCUUGCAGUCACUGCUGGCAUAUUGCUGCUGUUAAAUAUUUAUCUUCUGUUGGAGGACUGCAGGAUGAGAUUGAAAAAUUGAGUUGUUGUGGAGAGCAGGACUCUUGUGACUGCAAGAAUAUAUCAUCGGUGCAGACCCUUCCUUGGUCAAAUCGCUUUUCACGUGCUUCUAAAAAAUUCAAUAUUGCUUACUGUCCAAAGAUUCUUUGCUUUCAUCUCCAGCGCAGUUCAUAUAAUGCAUUUGGUGAGCUUGUGAAAAUUCAGGGCCAUAUCAAAUUUCCAAUGAUCCUGAAUCUAUCAGCCUUUAUUAAGUCUGAGGUCAGCAUUCUAGAGCGAGAAGUAAAUAAGCCUAGUGUGAAGGAGCAGCCUUAUCUGGCAGCCACCUUUCGUUUUAAAAGUGAAGACAAGCAUAUUGAUCCAUUUGUAGAUGCAUCACAACUUUCUCUGGAACCUUGUUUGUCUCUGACUGCAACCGACUCCUAUGCCAAACUUAUGCAUAGUCUUAAGGUUACUUCGGAUCCACCACCUCCCGAAACUAUAUCAUAUCGUCUGGUUUCUGUUGUGGAGCACUUCGGACGAGCUGGGAGUGGACACUACACAGUAUAUAGAGGAGUCAGAAAUGAACCCGGAGGAGUUGACGACAAUGUUGGAGGAAUCGAUACUGAUACGCAUUUGGAAUGGUUCCGCAUAUCAGAUUCAGAGGUGCACAAAGCUUCUGAAGUGGAUGUUCUUGGUGCAGAAGCUACUCUGCUUUUUUACGAGAGAAUCUGAGCCUGCAGCUUCAGCCUUCAGCUAGUGCCUUGUAACAAAGUGUUCCUUUGUCCUACAUAAUUUGCUACUUUUUAUGUUUUUUAUCCGUUUAUAAUGAAUUUUUCUACAUUUUUAUUUUAAAAAUGACUUGCACGUAUAUUUAAUUUCUUUUAAUUGAACACACAUUUUAU
This is a messenger RNA of Amaranthus tricolor (Joseph's coat), 2090 nucleotides long. RefSeq names its product ubiquitin carboxyl-terminal hydrolase 27. The record is from RefSeq and is a predicted model, not a curated record. Bases 274 to 1920 code for a protein of 548 amino acids. Gene Ontology annotation, molecular function: cysteine-type endopeptidase activity; cysteine-type deubiquitinase activity. NCBI's taxonomy places the organism in Eukaryota, Viridiplantae, Streptophyta, Magnoliopsida, Caryophyllales, Amaranthaceae. The transcript has 12 exons. Gene Ontology annotation, cellular component: cytosol; nucleus. Gene Ontology annotation, biological process: protein deubiquitination.